Plutella xylostella (diamondback moth) is the source of this 1047-nucleotide messenger RNA. NCBI's taxonomy places the organism in Eukaryota, Metazoa, Arthropoda, Insecta, Lepidoptera, Plutellidae. The record is from RefSeq and is a predicted model, not a curated record.
AUGUCAACUCAUACACCAACAUCAUGCGCUCACUGUGCCGAGAAUGUUGGCUGUGGACCUCAGUGCAGUGCUUGCAGCAAGAAAUUCCAUUUCAAAUGUGGCACCAUCACUGAAAGGGGUUUCGAGAGACUGGGAGCCGUCGGCCGUGCAGCUUGGUUGUGCCCUCAGUGCCGAGGAACUCCUACUAAAUCUCUCACCGAGGAUGACGCUCAGUCACGGAUGCCGGAUAAACCGCAAAGCUUGGUGAAACAGCAGGUCGGAACCAAAAAGACGUCGGCGUCGUCCACAGCGAAUCAAAAAGAAGCCACCCUAGAAUUGAUUUCUGGCCAAAUAUCGGAUAUUCUGUCGAAGCUAUCUGUAAUGACGUCCAUUCAAAGCGACAUUAAGGAGCUGAAAAGCGAUAUAAGCGACAUGAAAACUACCUUCAAAGCCAAUAUGGAUGAACUCACAACAAAAGUUAGCGAACUAGAUGGUCGAGUAUCUACUCUGGAACAACUUAAAGGAGAAGUCUGCGAGCUGAAAAAAACUUUAAAGGAGAUAUCUGAAGAUAACAGAAGAAAUGAUCAAUGGGUUCGUAGUCGUAGAUCCAAUAUUCAAAUUAACGGCGUCCCGCAGAAGAGUAAUGAGAACCUGAUUAAUGUGGUGAAAAAACUUGCAGCAGUCAGCGGAUUUACACUCAACGCGGAGUCCGAUAUUGACUUCGUUACGCGGGUCGCUGUUCGGAAGGAUGCUGAUCAGAAACAACCCAAACCGAUUAUCCUGAAAAUGCAAGCCAGAUAUAAAAAGGAUGAUUUCAUGGCGGCACUGCAGAAACUGAAAACACUCAAAGCAAGUGAUAUCGGAAUCUUGGACUCGGACAACAGGAUUUAUAUUAAUGACCACCUAUCAGCUCAUAAUAAGUUCCUGCUUCAACAAGCCAAGCUCAAGUCGAAACAGAAAGGAUAUACCUACUGCUGGGUGCGUAACUGCACAGUUAUGGUGCGCCGAGACGCUACUUCUCCGGUUAUACACGUAAGCACUAUCGACUCGUUAAACAAAAUUGUAUGA